Molecule: messenger RNA, 2326 nt
Organism: Belonocnema kinseyi
Lineage: Eukaryota; Metazoa; Arthropoda; Insecta; Hymenoptera; Cynipidae
Product: hornerin-like
Exons: 2
Coding region: 551-1990 (479 amino acids)
Source: RefSeq, a predicted model, not a curated record
UAAAAUAAGAGUUUGAUUUAAGUCGAAAAAUGGCCUUGUUCCCAAAAAAAUUUUUUUAAAAUAAAUCUAUUUCGUAGAUUUAUCAGAGAUUAAAAUCGGAAUUAUUUUGUAAUACCACCCGCCGAUUUUCGGAAAUUCUAAAAAUCAGGUAAUUCCGGCUUUUAUGAUAGUUUUGAAAUAUCAUGACAUGCGUACGUGAUUAUCUUUCGGCAUCGAAUUUAAAUCUUAAAGCAAAUAAAAUUUUCAUCAGCGCCACUUGCGAGUCAAUAUAAGAUGUUUAAUCAGCACUACGUAUUUGAUAGUAUAAAAAGCCUUUGUUCGUUCAAAGAAUAGAGGAUCUGCUUGCCAUUAAAUUAUUACCUCUUGCUGAAAAAAAGACAGCAAACAGACGGAUUAUAUCACUUUUUACUGUGCCCUUUAUAUUUGCAAUCUUUCGAAAUUUACAGUGUGAUAAAGGCUAGUGUAUAUAUACCAGUAUUUUAUCGUUUAGCCAUCAUUAUCUGUUACACAUUUUACGAAAUUCUUCACGAAUCUCAUUCGUCUAGUGAAAAUGAAGAUCGGUGUUCUUUUCUUAACUUUAGCGGUUUCUACGAACGCGUAUCAAGAGGGAAUUGUAAUGUAUAACCACGAUCCAGAAAAAGUACAUCAUCCUGAUGGUGAACCGAUGAUAAUAGAUGAUUGGGACGUUGGAGCAACAACCGCAACUGGUUUUCAUCCAAACACACUAAAUUACAAACCUGUUAUAGUCCGCAAGGGAAAUGGAUUAGUUCGGAGUGUAACUCCGGAUGAAUUGAACAAACUCCUAACGGAUCCUACAUUCAGAAUACCCGGCCCACGUAGUGAUCAUGUACCCUAUGAAGAGCAUUAUGCUGAACGAUCAAUUGGGUCACAUAAUACUGGAAACCCGUAUGGUCAACAUCUUGGCGGAAUGACACAUGUCCAUUCUUUUGGUGUAAGUCAACAUGAACAACCCUAUGAACUUUCCGAACAGAUUUUUGGUAGAACUCCACAUCAACAACAAUAUGCUGGAAGUCCACGUUUCCAACAUGGUGCAAGUCCAGUUCCCUUACAUGGUGGUGCAAGUCCACGUUUGCAAUAUGGUGCUGGAAGUUUUCCUGGUGGUGCUCCUGGACAUCCUAUACAAGCCCAGCCAUCUGCUGCAAUUCCAAAUAGACACAUAACUUCCGAAAGUCGAUCAAAUAGCGAACUUUCUGUUGGAAGUCGAGGUAGUCAACGUAGUCGCGGUUCUCGUGGAAGUCAAAGUAGCCGUCAUGUUGGUGGAAUUCCCAAUUUGCAUCAACCUGGAGAUGCAAAUGCAGGACCGGGUGGAAUUCCAAAGAUCCCACGUGGAAGUCCACAUGUCCAAUUUGCUGGAAGUGGAAGUCUCGAACAGUUUGCUGAAAGUCCACGUAGCCAAAACUCUGGUGCAAGUCAAGGUAGCUACCGUUCUGGUUCUGUAAGACAAAAGAGCCGUCUUGGUCCUGGAGGUAUUCCUGCAGGUCAUCCUGGAAGUAUGCCUGUUGGAGGUUCACAGCCCCACCAAUUUUCUGAACAUCCAAAUCCGCACAUAACUUCCGGAGGUCGAUCAAAUAGCGAACUUUCUGUUGGAAGUCAAGGAAGUCAAGGUAGUGAAGGUAGUUUAGGUAGUCAGGGCAGUCAUGGCAGUCGUAUGAGAAAUCCUGCUGGAAGUGGACAACCACCUCAAUUUCCUGCUGGUCAUGGACAGCAACCUGAAUAUCCUGGUGGAUAUCCAUAUGAGGGAAGUUAUGCUGGAAGUCAGGAUGGCUACGAUUCUGCCGGAAGCGGAAGGAGUCACAAUUCUGCUGGAAGCGGAAGGAGCCACAAUUCUGCCGGAAGCGGAAGGAGUCACACUUCUGCUCAAGCUUCAAAGGUCCCUACGCCUUCUGGAGAGAAAAAAUCCAAAAAAAGUGCGUUAUCUAACCUAUUUAAAAAGAUUAAGUUGGGUUCUAGCAAAAAGCCGUCGUCAUAGUUUUUUUAAAACUUAUAGAUACCUCUAAUACAAUCAUUGUUGGUUUUAAAUCUAAAUUAGUGAAAUUUUUAUUAAUAUUUGGUGAUAGUUUUUAGUUUGCUUAUAGGAGAUAUUUAAUAAUUUAAUAGUGGAAAAUUACGAAUUACGUGUUGAAAAUAUAUAAAUUUAUUUUAGGCUGUAUAUCUUAAUUAAAAGAAUGUUGUAAAAAUGUCAAGUGUGACAAGUAGAAAAGAUUCUUAAAAGAAGAUUGUGCAACGUUUUGUGAAACUCAGAAACAGGCUACAUCAUUAUCAAGGACAUUAAAUAUUGAUAAAUUAUUGAUUUUAAACUGAAAAA